This is a messenger RNA of Thelazia callipaeda (thelaziosis nematode), 360 nucleotides long. Lineage: Eukaryota; Metazoa; Nematoda; Chromadorea; Rhabditida; Thelaziidae. The record is from the annotation of a GenBank genome assembly.
AUGGCGGCACUUUCCCAGAGAUGCUUGCGAACGAACGCAUUCCAUUCCAUUGUUAACAAGCAGACAGACGUGCACGCCGGGAACGCUGGCAGAGAGCGAGAGGAAGAGAGUGAAAGAGACCCUUGCUAUAUGGCCGACCAUCAACAAGGUGGGGAGGACGUGGUGCGCUCUGACGUGUGGUGGGUGAGCUCUGGUCUAGAGUGGAAGUGGAGGGUAGUGGGAGAUGGUGAGUUAGAGCCAGAGUUAGGGCUAGGAAGGAAGUGUUCGAACAAUUGGGUUGCGUCGCAAGCUGCAAGUAAAGUUGCUGGUCAUUUCGAGAAAGCAGUAAAAUGUAAUAGUGUGUUUGACUUUGUUUACUAA